AUGGCCGACGCCGAGGAGAAGGCCAAGCAACUGGCCGCAGCCAGGAAGAGGGUCCAAGAAUUGAAGAAGAAGAAGGGAGGAAAGGAGAAGGGCGGCGCGAAGAAGGGAGAAAAGGGAGAGCCAGAGAAACCUCCCGCCGCAUCCGAGUCGGAGGCCGCCCCCGAAGAUAAUAAGCCUGUUUCCGAGGAGAAGGCAGAACCCGAGGAAGGACGGGCGUCCGAGGAGGCAACAGAUGACCUGCCGCCGAUCUCGCCCUCCCAAGGGAACGCUCCCUCGCUGGCUGCGCAGUCCAAGGCGAGGUCUGCUUCGUUCCGGCAGCCCUCGAUAUCCGGGCCUCUGUCUCCCGGCCUGUUCAGUCCGGAAGGCGAGACAGCCCCAGAUAUCUACCGCAAACAUGUCGCGAGAAUAGAGGAGUUGGAGAAAGAGAACAAGCGCCUGGCGAAAGAGGCCGGCGACUCCGAGAAGCGCUGGCAGAAGGCAGAGGACGAGCUGGCUGUCCUUCGGGAAGGAGAUGCUGAAAGUUCCGGGAAGAAGUCUAGCAAGUCGGCCGGUGAGGUUGAGAAGCUGCGAAACGACAUCCUCGCCCUCCAGCGCCAGAAUUCCCAGCUCCAAUCACAGCUCGCCCGCGGCGGCACCGGUGGCAGACAUGGUUCAUCCCCCUCAGUCUCGAUAACGACCCCCCCGACGGCCGAGCUGGAAGCUCAGCUGCAGUCCAAAUCAGCGACCAUCGAGACGAUGGAGCUGGAGAUGUCGCGCCUGCGCGCCCAGGUCGAGCGCCUCUCGGUGUCGGCGAGCACCCCCUCGGACCAGAUCGCGGCCCUGGAGGAGAAGCUCGCGCGGGCCGAGCGGGCGGCGGCGCUGGCGCAGCGCGAGCGCGACGACCUGAAGCGCAACCUCGAGCGCACGUCCGAGGGCGCCGUCCGCGCGGGCUCCGAGCGGGCCUCGGCCGAGACCAAGCUGCGCGCGCUCGAGCGCGAGGCGGCCGACCUGCGCUCUGGACGCGACGACGCCGCCUCGAGGGCCGACGCGCUCGAGCGCAAGGUGGCCACGCUGACGACGCUGCACCGUGAGCAGGACGGCCGUACGCAGGCGCUGCGCAGGGAGAAGGAGGCGGCCGCCAAGGAGGCCGGCGAGCUGCGGGCCCGGCUGGAGGCGGCCGAGGCCGAGAACGUGCGGCUGCGGAAGCGCGACGCGGCCGAGGGCGGCGGCGACGACGAGGCCGUCGACGAGCUCGAGGACGAGGGCCGCCGCCGGCUCGAGGACAGGGUGCGCGCGCUCGAGGCCGAGAACACGGACCUGCGCCGGGGCAUCUGGCACGAGCGGAGGAAGGAGAUGCAGGCAGGGCCCGACGACGGCAACGCUGCUGCUGCUGCUGCUGCCGGCGCCGCGGGCGGUCCGGGCGGCCGGUUCACCGACGUGGACCUCGGAGCGUCGCCGCACGCCCACCGUAGAGGCUUCUCCCAUCACCACGGCGGCGGCGGCGGGGGUGGGUUCGGCGACUUCCUCGCCAGCGGCCUGACGGCCCUGACGGGGGGUGGCGCCGCCGGCGACCACCACCACCAGCAGCAGCAGCACGAGGGCUUCCUCUCCGACGACGACGGCGACCUGGACUUUGACGAGGACGCCUUCCGGAAGGCGCACGAGGAGGAGGCCAAGAAGCGCCUCGAGCGCAUCAGGGAGGUCAAACGGUCGCUGAAGAACUGGGGGGGCUGGAGGCUGGACCUGGUUGAGAGCCGGAGGGGCGGCGGGGAGGGCAUCGGUGAGAUUUUCGAGAUCUGA
This is a messenger RNA of Phialemonium atrogriseum, 1779 nucleotides long. RefSeq lists its product as uncharacterized. The coding region runs from base 1 to 1779 and encodes 592 amino acids. The transcript is spliced from 3 exons. The record is from RefSeq and is a predicted model, not a curated record. Lineage: Eukaryota; Fungi; Ascomycota; Sordariomycetes; Cephalothecales; Cephalothecaceae.